ACAAUAGCUGGAUACGAUGAACAGACUUCAUUGACUUGAACAUCGUUUACCUCUUCUAUUCCUUACACAAUGCUUUCCGACCGUAUUCAGAAAAGUCUCAACUGGCUCAAUGAUGCGUUGCCAGCCGCACCACCUUACCCCGAAGAUGUGGUGAAGAUGGACUCAGCCGAGAACUGGCUUGUACGGCCGUAUAUCCUCCCUAUCAUGAAGGAAGCAAUCGCCUCUAAUUUGGAAGGCGAGCACCUAUCUUAUCAGAAGAGCUACGGUGGAAACCCCGCGCUCCUAGAGGCAACAUCGGCUAUGCUCAAUAAGUUCUUUUCACCUCGCUCUCCCGUAAAGCCUGAACACAUCGUGGCUGGUGCUGGUGCGGCCGCCAUUCUCGAUAGCCUUGACUUUGCUAUUUGUGACUUGGAUGAUGGCUUGCUCAUCGACGCACCUAUGUGGGAGGGCUUCGGGCUAGCCAGCAACUUGAGGAACGACGACCGCCUUAUUCCCGUGCCGAGGCCCCCGUCAUAUUCAAGCAAGGGGCAGGCCAUCGCGCACUACUCCAAGGCAAUGGAAAGUGCGCCGUGCCGCAUUCGCGGAAUAAUUGUCUGUAAUCCGCAGAAUCCAUACGGGCACAUAUAUCCCCUGUCUUGGAUGGAAGCCAUAUUGCAAUUCUGCGAAACGCAAGACAUCCAUUACAUUUCCGAUGAGAUUUACGGCAUGUCGACUUUCGGCCCAGUGUCCUCAUCGUCGAGGUUGCCAGUCUCAGAGAAGAGCGAGCCAAUCUUUGAGUCCCCGGAGACAACAUUCACAUCAGUCAUGUCAUUUAACCUCGAGAAACUGGGCGUCAAUCCCGCGAGGGUUCAUUGUAUUUAUGGCAUAAGUAAGGACUUGGGCAGCAGCGGGCUUCGACUUGGAUUCUUCAUUACGCAGCACAACCCGGAGCUCCGCCACGCGCUGUCGAUCCUUAACAGGUUUAGAGUAUCCAACGCUUCAUCCCUGAUGGGGCUAGGUCUCUUCUCUGAUCUAUUAGCCCUCGAGGUUAUCAUUGCUCGAAACAAGAUAAACCUUCGUAACGCGGCCGAGUAUGUCGGCGACUUCUUAGCGUUCCAUGACAUCUCGUUCUAUCGGCCGACUGCAGGCUGUUUCCUAUGGGCGCGCCUCGGUGGCAACUCUGCGACCAAAGAGUCGGAUGCCGCGCUCUGGAAGCAGUUCGCAUCGGGCGGCGUCGCCCUGGCUAUUGGAGGCGCAUUCAAUGAAAGCGAGCAUGGAUGGUUCCGCAUCACGUAUGCGCUCCCGCAGGAAGAACUACAGAAGGGCAUACGUCGCAUUGAGAUUGCACUAGGCAGAGAUAAGAAAUGGCAGCCGGGCAAGGCGAGUGGCGCGUUGAUUGCGCAACAUGGACAAUCUCUACGAAUGCGACCAAAAAAAAGCUCGAAGAGCUUUGGACUGCCUUUGAGUUGGAUUAUGUGGUGGCUUUGA
Molecule: messenger RNA, 1467 nt
Organism: Xylaria bambusicola
Lineage: Eukaryota; Fungi; Ascomycota; Sordariomycetes; Xylariales; Xylariaceae
Product: pyridoxal phosphate-dependent transferase
Exons: 2
Coding region: 70-1467 (465 amino acids)
Biological process (GO): biosynthetic process; amino acid metabolic process
Molecular function (GO): transaminase activity; pyridoxal phosphate binding
Source: RefSeq, a predicted model, not a curated record